AUGUCUCAGAAAGAGCAAGAAAGACAAGAAGCUGACCCCAGCUCUAUUCCAUGGUAUGAGUCCCUAGACCCUUAUAUCAGCUCUCUUCCUUGGGAUGAACAGGUGGAAUUAGAGGAAAAGCGAUUGGAAGAAAUGGAGAAUGAAAAUCUCAUGAACAGAGAAAAGAUUAAGAUCCUGACAGAAGAAAAUGAGAGAAAGAGCGCUGAAUUAGAAAAAUUAUCCUACCAGCUUCAGGAAAGGGAAAGUAUUAUUGAGGAGAAACAAUUGGCUCUCCAAGAUAAGAAGAAUCACGAGCUCCAAGAAAAGCUUGAUGGAGCUCUGGAAAAAAUUAAAGAUCUGCUCCAAAAGGAGGAAAAAGAGAGCAUUAAAGGGGAUAAAAUGCUCAAGAAGAAUGAGGAGCUCCAAGAAAAGCUUGAUGGAGCUCUGAAAAAAAAUAAAGAUCUGCUCCAAAAGGAGAAAAAAGAGAGCAUAAAACAGGAAAACAUGGUCAAGAAGAAUCAGGAGCUCCAAGAGAAGCUUGACGAAGCUCUGGAAAAACUGAAAGAAAUCCACCAAGAAGAGAAGCAACAGUCCACGCAGCAGAGAGACCUGCAGAGCAAACUCCAAGCCAUGGAGGAAAAAUACAAAGCUCUGCAGGUGAAACAUGAUAAAACUCUGCACAAAAGUCAACAGUUGCUUCAAGACAAGAAGCAAAUGGAAAUGAAACAGAAAGAAAUGGACUCCAAGCUUGACGAGAUGGAGGAAAAACACAGAUUGCUCCAAAUCAAGCUUGAGAAAACAGUGCACAGAAACAAAGAGUUCAUUCAAGAGAGAGAGCAACAAGAAAUGCUAGAGAAAGAAACAGACUCCAAGCUUGAAGUCUUGGAGGAAAAACUGAAAAUGCUGCAAAUAACUCUUGAGGAAACACUGCUCAAAAAUAAAGAGAUGCUUCACGAGAAAGACCAACAGAAAAUACAUCAGGAAGAAAUGGAUUGCAAGCUGAGGAACACCGAGAAACAAAAUGAAGGCUUGCAAGUAAUGCUUAAAGAAGCUCUGGAGAGAAAUAAAGUGUUUCUUCACGAGAAAGACCAACAGAAAUUACAAAAGGAAGAAAUGGAUUGCAAGCUGAGGCACAUCAAGAAACAGAAUGAAGGCUUGCAAGUAAUGCUUGAUGAAGCUCUGGAGAGGAAUAAAGUGUUGCUUCACGAGAAAGACCAACAGAAAAUACAAAAGGAAGAAAUGGAUUGCAAGCUGAGGAACAUCGAGAAACAAAAUGAAGGCUUGAAAGUAAUGCUUGAUGAAGCUCUGGAGAGAAAUAAGGAGAUCCUCCAAGACAAGAAACAAGAGCCCGUAGAGCAGAGAGACCUGCAGAGCAAACUCCAAGCCAUGGAGGAAAAAUACAAAGCUCUGCAGGUGAAACAUGAUAAAACUCUGCACAAAAGUCAACAGUUGCUUCAAGACAAGAAGCAAAUGGAAAUGAAACAGAAGGAAAUGGACUCCAAGCUUGACGAGAUGGAGGAAAAACACAGAUUGCUUCAAAUCAAGCUGGAUAAAAAAGUGCACAGAAAUAAAGAGUUCAUCCAAGAGAGAGAGCAAGAAGGAAUGCUCGAGAAAGAAACGGACCGCAAGUUUGAAGUCUUGGAGGAAAAAUGCAAAAUGCUCCAAAUAACUCUUGAGGAAACACUGCUCAAAAAUAAAGAGUUGCUUCACGAGAAAGACCAACAGAAAAUACAAAAGGAAGAAAUGGAUUGCAAGCUGAGGAACAUCGAGAAACAAAAUGAAGGCUUGCAAGUAAUACUCGAUGAAGCUCUGGAGAAAAAUAAAGAGAUCCACCAAGACAAGAAACAAGAGCCCGUAGAGCAGAGAGACCUGCAGAGCAACCUCCAAGCCAUGGAGGAAAAAUACAAAGCUCUGCAGGUGAAGCAUGACAAAACUCUGCACAAAAGUCAACAGUUGCUUCAAGACAAGAAGAAAAUGGAAAUGAAACAGAAGGAAAUGGACUCCAAGCUUGACGAGAUGGAGGAAAAACACAGAUUGCUUCAAGUCAGGCUCGAUAAAAAAGUGCACAGAAAUAAAGAGUUCAUUCAAGAGAGAGAGCAAGAAGGAAUGCUCCAGAAAGAAACGGACCACAAGUUUGAAGUCUUGGAGGAAAAAUGCAAAAUGCUCCAAAUAACUCUUGAGGAAACACUGCUCAAAAAUAAAGAGUUGCUUCACGAGAAAGACCAACAGAAAAUACAAAAGGAAGAAAUGGAUUGCAAGCUGAGGAACAUCGAGAAACAAAAUGAAGGCUUGCAAGUAAUACUCGAUGAAGCUCUGGAGAAAAAUAAAGAGAUCCACCAAGACAAGAAACAAGAGCCCGUAGAGCAGAGAGACCUGCAGAGCAAACUCCAAGCCAUGGAGGAAAAAUACAAAGCUCUGCAGGUGAAGCAUGACAAAACUCUGCACAAAAGUCAACAGUUGCUUCAAGACAAGAAGCAAAUGGAAACGAAACAGAAGGAAAUGGACUCCAAGCUUGACGAGAUGGAGGAAAAACACAGAUUGCUCCAAAUCAGGCUUGAUAAAAAAGUGCACGGAAAUAAAGAGGUGCUUCAAGAAAAAGACCAACAGAAAAUACAACAGGAAGAAGAAAAACUUAAUCUCCAGAGGAAAAAUCAAGCACUCCAAGAAUUGUAUAACGAAACGAAGUACAAAACAACUGUACUGGAAGGAGAAAAGAAAAAACUGGAAAAACAAUGCUCAGCGAUACAGAGUAGCAUCAAUGAGAUGCUGAGCAAAAAUACCGAACUUGAGGAACUUUCUAAGACCUUGAAGUACAAAAACACUGAAAUCCAGGCGCAAAAGCAAGAACAACAGAAAACACAUAAAGACCUCCAGUGUAGACUUCAAGAAAUCCAGAAGAGAAACCAGCAGCUGGAAGACAUGCACACAGAUGUGCACAAGGCAAAGCGAAUAGAGGAGGCAACAGUUAAAGAACUGAAAGACAAGCUUAAAGAAAAACAAGAACAAUUAGAAGACAUGGUGAAAAGAUGCAGCAAACUUGAGAAAGAAAACACAGAAACAAUGGAUGAGCUGAAAACCCUCAUCAUUGAGAAAAAAGUGCUCGUGGAACAGUGUCUGAAAAAGAAGAAAAAACGCUUCCACUGGUUCUGGAGGAGGGACACUGCUGCUUCUCACCUCAUGUAA
Molecule: messenger RNA, 3162 nt
Organism: Pelmatolapia mariae (spotted tilapia)
Lineage: Eukaryota; Metazoa; Chordata; Actinopteri; Cichliformes; Cichlidae
Product: trichohyalin-like
Exons: 1
Coding region: 1-3162 (1053 amino acids)
Source: RefSeq, a predicted model, not a curated record